Messenger RNA from Mytilus californianus (California mussel), 1139 nucleotides. RefSeq lists its product as uncharacterized. Bases 582 to 1139 code for a protein of 185 amino acids. The record is from RefSeq and is a predicted model, not a curated record. Lineage: Eukaryota; Metazoa; Mollusca; Bivalvia; Mytilida; Mytilidae. The transcript is spliced from 4 exons.
UUUCUUACUUUUUUACAAACUUUUUGUUUUACUACAUUUAAUAGCCGUGAAUUUAAUCAUUACAGGAAGCUGCUCAAAGGUUUCAAAACAUAAUUACUUAUAUAUAUAUAUAGAUUUACUUCACUAAUUUUAUAGCUUAUUUUAACCAAUACUGAACCAACCUAUAACCAUUAUCAACGUUAACCUAACCCUAACCUUUAUUAAAUCCUAAUUGAAUAAUACAUCCUUACGUAUAUAACGCUGUACCAUUUUAAAACUACUUCUUAAAUUACAAAUACACAAUAACUACUUUUGUCUUCUUUGUGUCAAAACUGUAGGAUCCUAUAGAUAAAAACCUACCCAACACGAACCGUAUUCUAAAUUGCAGGAAACCAUAAAGGAAAAAAAGAUAAAUAUUUAUAAAUGCCAACAAUAAUUAGUGAAUUAAAGAGUACAAUGCUAUUAUUAUUCCAUUAUUGUCUGUAGAAGUAACUUAUAAGAAUUUAAUUUUAGAAACAUAACAACUACUCGAUGACAUCGCCUCGCCUACCAAGGAUAUAACUGAAGACCAAACUAAUCAAAUUAUCUCGCAACAAGAUUGUAUGAUGGAAGAUAAAGCACCUAAAAAGAAUAUAGUACAUGAAAUAACUUUGACAAGUGAAAACGUGCAGAGCUGGCAAGUAUUAAUAAUGGAAGAAAAAGAAAACCAGGUGGUACAAAAUAACACAGCUUCCCCUUACUACAGUGAAAUGUAUAGAAAAAGAUUUGGAAGACCCCCAUCUUUAAUAAGCUCAGAAAGUCCAAGCAAAAGGAUCUAUUUACAGGAAAUUAAUGGGAACCAGUCCACACAUGGAUUUUUCAACACUGGUAUCACGCAGUAUUUUGAUAGUGAACAAAUGUAUCCCGUUGAAUUGUUUGGUAAAAACUCCCUGGACGAUAUGACCAGCUACAUGUUUUAUAAUGAAGGAGAUAUAGUUGACUACAGAACCAAUCCUGCUAUGAACAAAGGGACUGCGGUUUUUAGCAGCGGUUUCUGGAGAAGAGGUGUAGUGAUACGAAUAGAUAAGUGUCCUAGACGAGGCACGCUUUACACUGUUAAAGAUGACAUAACAGACUUCUGUUUUCAAAUAAACAGACUCCAGAUUCGAAUAGCAAAAUAA